Lingula anatina is the source of this 790-nucleotide messenger RNA. Its product is annotated as EEF1A lysine methyltransferase 2. Gene Ontology annotation, molecular function: transmembrane transporter activity; protein-lysine N-methyltransferase activity. Gene Ontology annotation, cellular component: membrane; cytoplasm. The record is from RefSeq and is a predicted model, not a curated record. Gene Ontology annotation, biological process: transmembrane transport. NCBI's taxonomy places the organism in Eukaryota, Metazoa, Brachiopoda, Lingulata, Lingulida, Lingulidae.
AUGGCAGCGCCCUGUGACACACUUGACGGUGGAUUUGAGUCAUCGAAAUUGGGCACUAAACAGUAUUGGGAUGGAGCCUACGAGAGAGAAUUGAAAAGUUUUCAAGAAACCGGGGAUGAAGGAGAGGUUUGGUUUGGUUAUGACAGUAUUGAGAGAGUAGCGGACUGGAUAGAAAAAAGUGAUCUGACGCAGAAAGAAAACUCCAUCUUAGAUCUGGGGUGUGGCAAUGGCACACUGCUGAUUGAACUGAGAAAGCGUGGUUUUGUUAAUCUGGUGGGGGUGGAUUACUGUGAGGCGGCCAUUCAGCUGGCCAGGUCUGUCACUGAGGCAGAGGACAUCACCAUUGAAUAUGAGGUUGCUGACGUUCUUGAUGACCUACCAGACACCAGUAGUGCCAGUUUAAGAAGCAGGUACGACAUAGUGGUAGACAAAGGUACAUUUGACGCCAUCAGCCUGAGCCCAGACAACGCCCAGGGAAAGAGGGAAAAAUACACAGUGAAUGUCGGCCACCUGUUGAAGGACACUGGACUCUUCAUUAUCACCUCAUGUAACUGGACCAAGGAGGAGUUACUAAAGCUGUUCGAUACAGCAUUCACUUUGGUUGAUGCCAUUCCAACUCCAGUGUUCAAGUUUGGAGGAAAAACGGGAAAUUCGGUCACCAGCUUGGUAUUCAAGAAGAGGCUGUGAUUAUAUGAUCGAAGCAAAAGCUCAGGGUCACUGCCAUCAUGUUGAAGUCAAUAUCAAAGAACUUAGUGGUGCUUUUCUUCCUGUACUUUGUACAAGGAUUGCC